Molecule: messenger RNA, 974 nt
Organism: Sardina pilchardus (European sardine)
Lineage: Eukaryota; Metazoa; Chordata; Actinopteri; Clupeiformes; Clupeidae
Gene: aprt
Product: adenine phosphoribosyltransferase
Exons: 5
Coding region: 75-623 (182 amino acids)
Biological process (GO): adenine salvage; AMP salvage
Cellular component (GO): cytoplasm
Molecular function (GO): adenine phosphoribosyltransferase activity; adenine binding; AMP binding
Source: RefSeq, a predicted model, not a curated record
GACGCGGAAAUGUGAUUUCGAGUACUGCUCACUGCUCCCCUCGUUUGGUAACUUAUGGUAAGCUUAAAUUGAUUAUGGCAGACGGCACAAGAGAGGAGAAACUGAAACGCAUAAAUGAAUCGAUACGUUCAUUUCCAGACUUUCCAAUCAAGGGCAUAUUAUUCAGAGACAUUUGCCCAAUACUUAAAGACCCGAAUUCCCUUACUGCUGUGAUUGACCUGUUCGAGGAACAUGUCCGACAAAAUCAUCAAGAUGUAGACCUUAUCGUGGGGUUGGACGCACGUGGGUUCCUCUUUGGGCCGCUGCUGGCGCAAAGGUUAGGGAUAGGCUUUGCUCUCGUCCGAAAGCGAGGCAAGCUGCCAGGGCCUACGGUCUCGGUGUCUUACGAUCUAGAAUAUGGAAAGGCUGAGGUUGAAAUUCAGGAAGAUGCUGUAGCUCCAGGUCAGAAGAUUCUAGUUAUCGAUGACUUGCUGGCCACGGGUGGCACUCUUAAUGCAGCAUGUGCGCUUCUGAAGAAACUGCAAGCGAUUGUGGUGGACUGUCUGGUGGUGGUUGAGAUGAAGGAUCUCAAUGGUGCAGACAAGAUCAAGCCCCACACUGUGUUCUCAUUGGUGCAAUACUAAAGUGGGCUCCAUGCUCCUUGAGAAAUUCCUUGUUAUGUAACGAACAAACAAAAAAAGUAUUUUAAAGUUUGUAAGUACGUACUUUUAGGACUGCAUGUGGAAUUAAUAUUAAUAUAGAAUGUGUAUAUUGGAUCUCAUUUGCCAUUUUUUUUAAUAACUUUGAGGCCAGCUUAUUUCUACCACUAAAAAACCCCACUUUUUGUUGCCUUUUUGUUCUUUGAAUAUCAUUUCAUGCUGUUUGAAUUAUUUUGUUAUGCACCAUUAAGAUAAACUUGACAUAGGUAAACUUUAUACACAAUGUACAUGACUGCAGAUAUCUUGACAUACAAAACAUCAGUAUAAUUUUUUUGG